AUGGCCGCGUGGAGCGCCGGCGUUACCACCGAUUUGCUCGCCCGCGCGCUCUCGCCUGCUGCGGAGAAUGGCGCCUCGCGCUGCCUCGGUAUUGCCGAUCGUCGCUCGCCUCCCAGUUGCCGACCCAGUUCUACCUCGCCGCCCAUUCCCACUGCCGCUCUGUUUUCACCCGGCGCGCGCGAUUCCCUUAGCGUGUCCUGCCUCGUAUCGUUCCGCCCGCCACUCUCGCGCGUCCGUGCGAUCUCCGCCUCCGCCGCUUCCGCCAGCGAUACGGAUGGCCCAGAUCUCUCCCCACGACCGUCCCUCCCUGAUCCGACGCCGCGCGCCGUUCUAGAUUUUCCGCCGGCCGAGGGCUUCGGGGAGGAGCUGACGAAGCUUCUGACGAUGCUUCCGGAGAAGGUUCGAGACGUUCUGCAGCGGCAUCCGGCCGUCCAUUCGCUGGUGGAGGUCGUUCUCGAUCUCGGCCGUCGGCCCGUCGCACGGUUCCCCGUGGGCGACGUUUUCGUGUGCGACGACGUGGUAACAGCGGGCGACAUUGAAUACUGCGUGUCACAGGUAACAUCCUUCAUUAUUUCCCUCUCCGCACUCUUCGCUUUCCCUCGCCAGCUCUCACACCGCAUGCUCAUUGCAAGCUCCCUCCGUGCAAGCGCCACUCACCUCGCCACCGCCCGCAUACGCCUUCUUCAGUGCGCGUCGUCACUCUCCAUCUCAUCCACUUCCUUUCCCGUUUCCCCUGCCUUCUCCCCUCGUCACCUCCUCCCCCCAUUCCCUCCCCCCCCUUCCCUCUCGCCGCCCUUCCGCUCCGCGCAGGUUGGGGAGUUCGGAGCGGACAACCGCGCGGGGAUAGACCGCACGCUGCACCGCAUCAGCGCCAUCCGCAACCGCGCGGGGAGGAUCAUCGGGCUGACGUGCCGCGUGGGGCGCGCGAUUUCGGGCAGCGCGGAGAUGGUGCGCGACCUGGUGGCGGGGGGGGAGUCCGUGCUGCUCAUGGGCGCGCCGGGCGUGGGGAAGACCACCGCUAUCAGGGAGGUGGCGCGAAUACUAGCGGACGAGUGCGCACGGAGGGUAGUGGUGGUGGAUACGAGCAACGAGAUCGCAGGCGAUGGGGACAUUGCCCAUGCCGCCAUUGGAUCAGCACGGCGCAUGCAAGUGCCGCAUGUGGAGCUGCAGCACCAGGUGAUGAUAGAGGCGGUGGAGAAUCACAUGCCACAGGUGGUGAUAAUCGAUGAGAUCGGGUCGGAGCUGGAGGCGGCAGCAGCGGCCACGAUAGCGCAGCGGGGCGUGCAGCUCAUUGCCACGGCUCAUGGUCGCUCUGUGGAGAACCUGGUCAAGAACCCGCACCUGCACACACUGGCAGGGGGCGUGCAGACAGUGACGCUGGGAGACGAGGAGGCGAGGAGGAGGGGAGUGCAGAAGAGUGUGAUGGAGAGGGGAGGCCCGCCCGUGUUCCAAGCGGCUGUGGAGAUGCACUCCCGGGGGCGAUGGUCUGUGCACCGCAACCUUGCUGCCACUGUGGAUGCGCUGCUCUCAGCCAUCUGUCUCACAACCCUCACUUUCGGCCUCCCUUCUCCCAUCCUCUCCUUCCCUCCCGUGUGCUCGCCACGCCACUGCCCCCAUGGUUUCCUCACAGGCAAGGCACCGCAGGUGGAGGUACGGGAGAUGGGGCAGCACGGGGAGGUGUGGGUGGAUGGCGAUGCUGUUAGCACCGGCAGAGGCGGCAGCAGCAGCAGUGGCGGUAUCCCUGUCGGUGGCCGCAGCAGCAACGGCGACAGCGGUAUCUCGCGAGCCGGUUCGUGGGACGAGCAGGGGUGGCAGAGUCUAGGAAGCGAGGGAGCAGUGGGAGCGAUGGGUGUGAGGGAGUGGGAUGCAGCGCAGCCCAGGGAGGGCGGUGGCAGGCAAAGAGAGAGAGGCAGUCCCGCACGGCCCUCCCAUGCACCAUCACCCUCUGCCUCUCCCUCCUCCUCUCCCUCUGCCUCUCCCUCCGCCACUCCCUUGGGCUUUGCUUCUAACGGUGGCAGCAGCGGGGAGAGCAGCGGCAGCGACACAGACACAUCAGCAGCAGCAGCAGCAGCAGCAGCAGCAGCAGCAGCAGCAGCAGCAGCAGCAGCAGCAGCAGCAGCAGCAGCAGCAGCAGCAGCAGCAGCAGCAGCAGCAGCAGCAGCAGCAGCAGCAGCAGCAGCAGCAGCAGCAGCAGCAGCAGCAGCAGCAGCAGCAGCAGCAGCAGCAGCAGCAGCAGCAGCAGCAGCAGCAGCAGCAGCAGCAGCAGCAGCAGCAGCAGCAGCAGCAGCAGCAGCAGCAGCAGCAGCAGCAGCAGCAGCAGCAGCAGCAGCAGCAGCAGCAGCAGCAGCAGCAGCAGCAGCAGCAGCAGCAGCAGCAGCAGCAGCAGCAGCAGCAGCAGCAGCAGCAGCAGCAGCAGCAGCAGCAGCAGCAGCAGCAGCAGCAGCAGCAGCAGCAGCAGCAGCAGCAGCAGCAGCAGCAGCAGCAGCAGCAGCAGCAGCAGCAGCAGCAGCAGCAGCAGCAGCAGCAGCAGCAGCAGCAGCAUCAGCAUCAGCAUCAGCAUCAGCAUCAGCAUCAGCAUCAGCAGCAGCAUCAGCAUCCAGCAUCAGCAUCAGCGCAUCAGCAUCAGCAUCAGCCGUUCUCCCAGGCCACUCGUUCCGACAUCUCAACCCUGCUCUUCCUCUACCAGAUGUGCCGUGGGCGGAUGCUGGACGCCUGUGCUGUUUGCGUGUGAGAGCACUCAAACUCUGCCAGGUAUCGGAGGAGCACGUGGAGCAGGUGGUGGAGGUGAUGGGGUUGGCACCACUCAUCUCCCUCACCACGGACAUUGCAGCAGCAGACGCCGUGCUGGCACUGCGCUCCAAGCUCAAGGGCAACGCGUGGCUGCGCGGGGUCGCCAAGUUCCGCCACCUCCCCAUCUACGCUGUCAAGGCCAACACGGCGUCUCAGGUGGUGCGGGCUCUUCGUGCCAUCCUCAACCUCCCCACUCUCACCUCUCCGCCUCCCUCCUCCUCCUCCUCCUCCUCCUCCUCCUCCUCUGCCUCAUACGCCGCCUCUCCGCCUCACUCUUCCCCUUCUGCUACUCUUUCUCGCAACGCGCCCCUUCCUGAUGUUGCUAUAGCGUCAUCCACACCGCCCAACCAACUCUCAACCUUGCAAGAUGAGAGCAGCAAGGGUGGCGGUAGCAGCAGCAUCGGCAUUCGCAGCAGCAGCAGCGGCAGUUGGGUGGGUGGGGCUGGAGAGGACGAGGAGGCAACAAGAGGGGCUGGCGGAGGUUCAUUGGAGGACGAGAUUGAUGCGCUGGAGGAGGCGCGCAUGGCAGCGGAGAGCAUGAUGGGGAGCGCAGCACAAGCAGUGGACCUGCUACCACGCGCCCCGCGCAUCCUCUCCCUGCAGCUGCAGCUGAUCAAUGACUACCCCCUCUCCUGGCAGUACACUGGCUCUCCCCCCACCCGCCGCAUCCGCAUCCUCCCCCUCCCUGCCUCUGCUCGCUCGGAGCUUGCUCCAGCUGUCAUUUGUCGAUCCAAUUCUCCUGUUGGUGCCAUUGGUAGCGUUGGCUCCGGUGUUACGAGUGGUGGAGAAAGAAUGGGAUGGCAGGGAGAACAGGAAGAUGUUGAAAUGGUGGAGGGUGGAGGUGGAGUGGUUGAGAGUGGUGGCUGUGUGGUGGAAAAUGCAGCGGCUGCUGGAUGGACUGUGGUUAGCUUGCCACGGAAAGUGGGCUGA
This is a messenger RNA of Closterium sp. NIES-65, 3720 nucleotides long. The record is from the annotation of a GenBank genome assembly. Lineage: Eukaryota; Viridiplantae; Streptophyta; Zygnematophyceae; Desmidiales; Closteriaceae.